AAGAGUUUGCUUAAUUCUUCGCCUCUCUACUCUAUAAAAGGGAGGUGACAUUAUAUUGCUUUUACAUAACUACUUCCAUACCAAGCUUGCUUUGUUGUUUCCUCUUCGAUCUAAAUGGCUGUUUUUCAUGCAACUAUGUUCUACAGACCUCCUUUUCUCCUUUCUCUUUUCCUACUCGUCCUAUUUCUUCCUAAUCUCCACAUAACAGAUGCACAAGUAGGGGUGUGCUACGGACGAUUGGGCAACAAUUUACCGUCCAGUCAAGAAGUAGUCCAACUCUACAAAUCCAACAGCAUUCGAAGGAUGAGAAUAUAUGAUCCGAACCCACAAGCUCUCCAAGCCCUCCGGGGAUCCGGCAUCGAAUUCAUACUUGAUGUUCCUAACAGCAAUCUCGAGGGUCUCGCUAACGAUGUUGCCGCUGCAAGAAAGUGGGUCCAAGACAACGUCCUAAACUAUUAUCCGGACGCCAAGUUCCGGAUCAUAGCCGUUGGGAAUGAGGUCAAUCCCAACGGUGGUGAAACAGCUCGCCUUGCUCCGUUUGUGCUCCCUGCCAUGUCAAAGAUCUACGAUGCAAUUGCCUCUGCUGGCUUGAAGGACCAAAUCAAGGUUUCCACUGCAACAUACUCGGCACUCGUAAGCAACCCGUAUCCACCUAGUAAGGGCUCUUUCGAUGGUGCCUCAGGGUCAUUUAUGCGACCGAUCAUCAACUUCCUAAAGAACACUAACAACCCACUACUCGUCAACAUAUACCCCUACUUCAGCCACAUCGAAAAUCAACAAGACGUGCCUCUUCCAUAUGCCCUUUUCACAGCAACAGGAGGUUUCCCACAAGAUGGUCAGAAUCAAUACAAGAACCUUUUCGAUGCCUUGUUGGACGCCGCCUACUCUGCUGUAGAGAAGGCAGGCGGACCCAACGUGGAAAUCGUGGUGUCAGAGAGCGGAUGGCCGUCUGCAGGCGGCACUGCUGCUUCGGUGCAGAAUGCAGCGACUUAUUAUAGCAACCUUAUCAAUCAUGUGAAAGGAGGGAGUGGGAGUCCAAAGAGGCCAGGGAGGGCUAUUGAGACUUAUUUGUUCGCCAUGUUUGAUGAGAAUCAAAAGACUGGAGCAGAGAGUGAGAAGCAUUUUGGGCUUUUCUCACCCAAUAAGCAGCCCAAAUACCAACUUAGUUUCAACUAAGAAAGUUGUGAGUUAUAGCCAGGCAUUAAGAAGAAAUACAUGAAAGAGUAAGAACUAAUGUCACGGAAACGAUAAUUGUAUUUAAUGAAUAAUAAGCCUAGGCUUCUAUGUGCCUACAAAGGAAAUAAGAAAUGGAGAAUUUAAUACUCCUUGCCAUGUACUUUCCUCUGGAGAUAUAUCAAGCAUUAGUUUUACUUCCUAA
Rhododendron vialii is the source of this 1378-nucleotide messenger RNA. RefSeq names its product glucan endo-1,3-beta-glucosidase-like. The record is from RefSeq and is a predicted model, not a curated record. Gene Ontology annotation, molecular function: hydrolase activity, hydrolyzing O-glycosyl compounds. The transcript has 3 exons. NCBI's taxonomy places the organism in Eukaryota, Viridiplantae, Streptophyta, Magnoliopsida, Ericales, Ericaceae. Gene Ontology annotation, cellular component: plasma membrane. Gene Ontology annotation, biological process: carbohydrate metabolic process. The coding region runs from base 115 to 1176 and encodes 353 amino acids.